This is a messenger RNA of Cyprinodon tularosa, 2445 nucleotides long. RefSeq lists its product as uncharacterized. The record is from RefSeq and is a predicted model, not a curated record. Bases 270 to 1226 code for a protein of 318 amino acids. The transcript is spliced from 9 exons. Lineage: Eukaryota; Metazoa; Chordata; Actinopteri; Cyprinodontiformes; Cyprinodontidae.
ACAUUUUCUCCACCUCUUGUAUCAUCAGAUCAGACCUAUAAUUUAGGAAUGAAACAAGUAAUCCUGUAGCUUUCUUAUUAUUCUAGCAGAAACAGAACAUGCAAGCUUUGCUGCAAUGCUCCUUGCAUUCAUGUUAUGACAGCAGCAGUUUGGAUUAAUGCUUAAACCUGUCUGCUCCAGGUAUGAGCUUUUGUUAAAGGCUGCACAAGUGAGGGAGAUACUGAGAAGAAGAUUUGAGAUUUGAACCAGAGGUUAACAGACAGGUGAGCAUGAGGAGGUUUUUCAAAGCCCACAGAGUUGAGGAUUACAGUCAGAUCCAGUACCUGACCGCCAAAUGCACCCGCCUGACUCAUGAAAAGGCAGUGUUGGAAAGAGAAUUUCUGGUUUCCAGAGAGAGGGAGAGGAAGCUGCAGAAUGAGAUGGAAGCCGUGACUGCUCGUCUCCUCCAGCAGGAGGCACUAAACUUGGAGCUUAGUAUAAACCAGGACCAGCUCAUCAACCGGAUCCAUCAGCAGCGGAACGUGGUGGAGGCCCUGCAGCAACGUCUGGUCUUGCUGGCUGGGGAGAAUCGUCGGGAUAUGGAGCUGCUGCAGCAGGUCAGCUCAGAGCUGCUGUGUCUGCAAAGCUCUGAGGUGAAGCUGGAGGGCCUGGUGGAGGAGCUGCAUGCUGAGGCCCAGCAUCGAGCCGCACUGGCAGACAGCCUGCAUGCAGAGCUGCACAGUAAAAUAGUGCAGCUGAAGGAGCUGCAGGAUGCCAACAGCAGUUUGACAGAGGAGCUGAGGAAACUUCACAGAACUCAUCAGGCGGAGGUGAAAGAACUGCAGCAGGAAAAUAAGGGAAGCCUGAGUAAACUACAAGAGACAGCAGAUCAAUUUGAGUGGCUUUGUCAGCAACAGAAGUACUGGAUGCGCUGUGUCAAAAGAUUGGUGGAAUUUUGUUUCUUAUGCUGCAGGUUCAAAGACUGUCUGAUAGAAGAGAGACAGACUCUGCUGCAUCAGGUCAGCAUGUUGGAAAAGAAAAUUGGGGAACAGAAGAAGAAUUCGACUGAUAUCAGUCCAGAACAAAGCCUCUUGUGCCCUCUAGUGGAUAAGGAGAUGUACAACAGUAUAACAUCACUGGCUGCAGAUGCAGUGACAGACCUUGGGUCUCAGGAAGAGAGGUCAGAAAUGUUGCAACCCUUCGCACAGGCAGGGAGCCCUAUCAGCAGAUAUCAGAAACCUCCAUGAGAACUUCAGUGAGACGGCCUCUGCACUUGUCUGAUUGUUUCCCACCUUCAGCAAACCUGAAGUUUACCUACUAGAAGUUUGUGUGUCUGGCCUUGAGGGCUGCCUUCCAGCCUUUGUUUUGAAGAAACCAAACAAGGCAUGGAAAAACAUAACCUGCAAAACCACACAUUCAUUGUUUUCCCUCCACUAUUGUUCAGUGAUUUAUGGUUGAGUAAAAGAACAAACAAACAAACAAAAAAAAAACAUAAAUAAAACCCAUUUAUUGAGCUCCUGCCCCCCCCCCCCUUUUUUUUUUUAACUUACUUUUGUCCCAUAUGCGCAUCACAUGUGCCUACAUUUGUCUGGUCUCAUUUUUCCAGUAAUUGUCCAUUUUUCAGAACCUUGUAAUCAGCGCUGCUAAUAAGUGCACCUGAGAAUGUUCUCUUUUGUUGUUUGGCCCAUAAAUCCUCAGCUGGCGCACAGAGGAAACAAACAAACAUGUUGUUUUCACCACAGUAAAGCUCCACCACUGUUUCAUCACUGGUUUGGGACAGUUUUUCCUUCUCCCUGUCACUCGGGUUCCUCUUGUGGGCAAUUAUCAGAAACUCUGUAAAGUAAUCUGGUGCAGAGCAGCAGCAACUCAUGUGUGAACCAUAUGAUGAGCAAAUGAUGUCAAAGAGAAAACCCUGUUCAAGAGAAAAAAAAUGUUGUUUCUCAUCUGCCUCUAAGAAAGUGAUCAAGCUUUGCCAUGUGUAGCGUUACUUGUAUUUUUAACGGGUUUUUCAUUUCUGUAAACAUAUGGACCUAAACAUCCUCUGAAUUGGACAAGUGUAAGAAUAAAAACUCUAUGAGCCCAAAUGAAACAAAUAAGAUACUUCUCUUCUUUUGCUUUGUUUUACAGAAAAAUGAAAACAUGUUUACUUCCUACUUUUGCGUGCUUGAUUACUGCAAGGUUCUCUGCAACUUUUCCAUCAUUGUUGGCAUCCCUGGUCAAGAGGAUGCAAAAAAUAUCAAAUUAAAUCAGCCAUUUAUAUAUAUAUAUAUAUAUAUACAUCAGUAGCAUAAUGUAACUUUUAAAUUCAUUAGAAAUAUUCCUAAUCAUUAAAAUAUAAAUGAAGAAAUAAUUCCUCUAUUUUUAAGGAAAUUAUCCCUGACAUUCCUUUUAAAAUAGAUUAGGUCUGACCAUUUUAUAUAUUUACACUUUGCCUAAAUUUUUACUUAUUAGGACUGUCUAUGAACU